Messenger RNA from Varroa destructor (honeybee mite), 3541 nucleotides. Its product is annotated as tubulin alpha-1C chain-like. The record is from RefSeq and is a predicted model, not a curated record. Gene Ontology annotation, biological process: microtubule-based process. Gene Ontology annotation, molecular function: GTP binding; structural constituent of cytoskeleton. Gene Ontology annotation, cellular component: microtubule. NCBI's taxonomy places the organism in Eukaryota, Metazoa, Arthropoda, Arachnida, Mesostigmata, Varroidae.
UGCGGGUAUUCUGCUGCCCGAUGCCGGAAGGCACCGUCGACGAACGGGCAAAGCCGGGUCAAAAUCACCUUUCAUAUAUGUUUAAUUUCCGUUAAAUGGUAAGUAACUACCUAGCUGCCACAAACGUUCCCGGUACGGUCGCUGCUUUUACCACUGCCGCCCGCGUCACACCGAGGAACGAGGGAAUAAAUAAGAAACUUUAUGGAUGUAUCUGCUAAAAAUAGAGAGAAUCAUCGAAGAAAGCGAUGCUAACCAGUGGCUAACGGACGCCGAAGCGAACAUCAUUGCCGGCAUCAUCAGAGUCACGAUUAUCACCAUGAAAAGUUGUCAGUUAACGUGUCGAACGUACGUUGUGCGGGGCUGCGAGAUCUGAAGUGCGAUCAUCACCAGCGCUGUUUUUAUUGCUGUCCACAAGCAAAAGUUUUUCUGCCGCCGCCACUGCUGUCGCCGUACAGGAAGCGCGGCUCAUAAAGAGGAACCAAUGAUAGAUUCGAACGAUGUGAAAGCGAAUGCUCGAACUGUGCGUCUGCGUUGUGUUCGAAAAACUAUGAAUAUCAAACAACGUUGCGUGUUUGUAUUUGUUUGUGAGCCUGUUUGUUUAUAUAAAGAACCAUUCAAAUGUUUGGCAGAGUAAUAAAAGUACCAGCAAGUAAAUGGCUGGAUAAGGAGUAUUUGUAUAAUGUUAGUAGCUUUUCGUGGUGCCCGCAAUCAACAGCUGACGUUGUAAUUGGCGUCGCCGUCAAGUUCUUUCGUCGUUCGUCUUCAAAAGCAUUUCAUUAUAAUAUAAGUGAAAUAAUUUUUAGCGAGAGAAGGAUCCGGAUGACGAUACCUGUUUAUUGUUUUCGUUAGACGUACCGGGUGUUGGUUACUUUUAGUUAGACGGAGCGUAUUUAUUUCUAGCUUAUUUGCUUCAAUGUUUUUAUUGUAUAUCGUCCAAUGUCUGCAAUAAGCUAGCUACUCGAAUGGGUAUUGUGCACAAACUAUUGAUCAUUUGACAUAUUGUCAAGCCAUAUAUAUAUAUAGACAUGGUAACAGCAGGAAAUAUCAUUGAUUUUGCUGCGCCUUGUUCAUGGCUCUUUCCGCUGCAUCAAAAAGUUUUUUUCGUACUCCGUUGUGCGUAGCUGGCUAUAUGCGACAUGUGAUCCAGUUCAUAUAUAUAUAUAUAGGCAGUCAUAAACCUGAAAAACGUCCUCUUGCGUGUGUGUAGUUCUCAUAGUGCGCAAAACACAUUAUGUACUUUUCGAGGCACGCAUGUAAACGUGCGUGCCUCGAAGGUGCUUCAUAAAAACCGCUGCUCUGCUCCGCUCCGCUAUCUGCACGUUCAGCUUGAAGAGCCUACAACUUGGAUUCGAUGAUUAGAUGCUAGCACGCAUUAUCCUUGGUCUCCUAACUUGAAAGUUAUUAAAGGAUGUGCAGUCUUUAAGGUUCGUGAUGAUGCACGGUCAGUUUAAGGUGAGCUUACACAUCGCUUGAGGACGCCGGCCGAGAGGCACCUCUGUAGAGCUACAACUACAAGACGCACGCAAGUAGUAAUUAGUUCAUUGAUCAAUGAAUUUAUGUGCUCCUUUGUUCAGCCAAAAAUUGCUCACAAUGAGGGAAAUUAUCAACGUUCACAUUGGCCAGGCUGGCGUUCAGAUGGGGGCCUCUUGCUGGGAGCUAUACUGCCUUGAACACAAUAUCAACAUUGACGGUACGCUCAAUGAAGGCGGUGAUCCGACUCCAAGGGAUUCAAGCUUUGACACCUUCUUCUCGGCUACCAACGACGGGCAAUAUGUACCACGAGCGCUUUUCGUGGAUCUCGAACCAACGGUCAUAGACGAGGUCAAAACUGGAAAGUUCAGAUCUCUAUUCCACCCUGAGAUGCUGAUUACUGGCAAAGAAGAUGCGGCUAACAAUUAUGCGAGAGGGCACUACACAGUAGGUAAAGAAGUCAUCCAGCCAACAUUGGACAGGAUGCACAAGAUGGCUGAUCAGUGCGAUGGCCUUCAGGGAUUCCUUAUCUUUCAUUCAUUCGGAGGUGGGACCGGUUCGGGUUUUACGUCUCUCCUCAUGGAGGGUAUAGUACAGGACUUCGGCAAAAAAUGUCGGUUGAGCUUUACAAUCUAUCCAGCCCCGCAGGUGUGUACUGCUGUUGUCGAACCAUACAAUUCGGUCUUGACAACACAUGCUACCCUCGAACACGCCGACUGCGUCUUCAUGAUGGACAAUGAGGCCAUCUAUCAGAUCUGCCGUCGGAACCUUGGAGUCGAGCGACCGGCGUACCAGAAUCUCAACCGUCUGAUCAGUCAGGCCGUUUCGGCGAUUACCGCUUCUCUACGUUUCUCCGGAGCGCUGAAUGUUGAUCUUAACGAGUUCCAAACUAAUUUAGUUCCAUACCCGCGAAUCCAUUUUCCCCUCGUCACUUACGCUCCGAUCAUUUCUGCUGAGAAGGCUCACCACGAGCAGCAUAACGUACUCGAGAUCACCAAUACCUGCUUCGAGCCGGCCAAUCAGCUGGUCGUUUGUGAUCCCCGGAGCGGCAAGUAUAUGGCGUGCUGCCUCUUAUACCGCGGCGAUGUUGUACCGAAAGAUGUGAACGCAGCGAUUGCAGCCAUCAAACAGAAGCGUACAAUACAGUUCGUUGACUGGUGCCCAACCGGCUUUAAGGUUGGUAUUAACUAUAAGCCGCCAGCGGUAAUUCCUACAGGCGAUCUUGCCAAGGUACCGCGCGCCGUCACGAUGUUGUCGAAUACGACUGCCAUUGCCGAAGCCUGGACUCGUCUGAACCACAAGUACGACUUAAUGUACCAGAAGAGGGCGUUCGUCCACUGGUAUGUUGGCGAAGGCAUGGAGGAGGGUGAGUUCUCUGAAGCUCGCGAGGACUUGGCCGCUUUGGAGCGCGAUUACGAAGAAAUCGGCUCCGAUUCGAAUGUACCAGGCAAUGACGAGGAAGCUGAAUUUUAGAACGACUAUUCGGUGGAUAAAUGUAAAAAGUCAGAAAAAGAUCAAACAGAGAUGUACUGAGAUAAACUAUAUGAAUGGCCGAUAGGCCAAGAGCACAUGUCUAAUAAUGCUAACGUAUAUAUAUAAAAUUUUUUAUAUCUAAUAUUUGUCUGAAGUACAAGCUUGUAAACCUCUCGACGAGUGGUGCUCUCAUAGCUUGCGACCGUUUUUAUCAUUUCCAUAGUCAUAGCAGAUUGUAAUAUGUAUAUGUAGCUAGCUUAGGCACUGUAGCCGAUCACUAUACAGCGACGUACAUUUUAUAACAGAUGGUCAUUAAUGCUAUAUAUUCCAGAACCGAGUUUAGACCUAUAAACUGUUUCCUUUCUACCUGUGCGGCAACCAAAGUUUGACAUCCUUUCAGUUCAAUUGUUUGUUUUAUUCGAAACAUUCGUUGUAUUUGCUAUAAGAUAUGGGGACCCAGAUUGUUGUGAUGAAUAGAUGAUCGGAAAAAUAUUUUCCCCACUAUAUCUUUGUUAAUGAUAUUCUGUAUUCAGGUAUAGAAACUUGUUUGAUUUAUAAGAUCUUCAAAAUAUUUAUUAAUAAAAUAAAUAAAAACACA